Molecule: messenger RNA, 1068 nt
Organism: Salvia miltiorrhiza (redroot sage)
Lineage: Eukaryota; Viridiplantae; Streptophyta; Magnoliopsida; Lamiales; Lamiaceae
Product: transcription repressor OFP1-like
Exons: 1
Coding region: 163-918 (251 amino acids)
Biological process (GO): negative regulation of DNA-templated transcription
Source: RefSeq, a predicted model, not a curated record
ACAAAAAAUGAAUAGUGGGAUUUCUCCCAAAUGAAAAAUUAGAAUAUUCAACACCUCACCUAUCUAUACUCGUGUUACCUAAGGCAUCUCUCUCUCUCUCUCUCCUAUAUAAAACCGAAGCCCAUCCAAAUAAUUUCGAAACUCCAUACAUAAUUUGCAGCAAUGGACAACCAUCACAUAAUGCUGAAAAUCUCUCGACUUUUCCCUUCCUCCUUCACCUCUUGCCAAUUCAGAAACGUAGCCGACGUGGCAGAAUCCUCCAUUCCCGUCGCCAAACACCCCUCUCUCUCCCCUCCCAGCAAAGCCCCCCACCACCACCCCCCACGCGCCGCCGUCAGCUCCACCUCCAACGGCGGCAGCUGGUUCACCGCCAGCGACACCGAGACCUUCCCCAGCCUCUCCUCCAACUCCGGCGACUCCUUCCACCUCCGCGCCGCCAGCGCGCGCUUCAAGCAGAUGAAGAGCAUCGACGAGGCUCAGGCCCCCCGCUCCUCCCUCUCCUCCUCCUGCUCCGCCGCCGCCAAAUGCCGCCGCCGCGCCGCCGGAAAGAGGCCGGCCGAAGCCAUCCCGCGCCACCAGCUGAUGCACGAGAUGGGCACCGACGACCACGUCUCGACGCGGCUUUACUACGGCGGCGGGGGCGGGGGCGGUUGCCGGCGGCGGAGGCGGCGGAGGAUCAAGAAGAACGGCGGAGAGGGGGUGGUGAUGGGGGGGAGCUACGCGGUGGAGAAGAGCUCGAGGGAUCCCCGCGGCGACUUCAGGGCGUCGAUGGUGGAGAUGAUCGUGGAGAAGCAGAUGUUCGCGGCGGCGGAUUUGGAGCGGCUGCUGCGGUGCUUCUUGUCGCUGAAUUCGGCGGCGUAUCACGCCGUCAUUUUCGAUGUCUUUUCCGAGAUUUGUCAAACGUUGUUUACUAAUUGAUUCAAUCUUUGUUUAAGCUUUGGUUUUGCUCUGUACAUUAUUUGUUUUUUUUUUUUUUUUUUAUUUUUUUAUUUUUUAUUUUUGGUUUAAGGUUUGUAGCUAGUUGCUGAAUUAGGUUUUUAUUAAUAUAAUAAUAUCUCAUUUAAAUUA